GAAGCGUGUGAGAGAAGAUCUCAGCAUCCGCAGCUGGUUGAAGGUGGGUGUGACUGGCAGCAUCUCUCCAAACGAAAAAGUCACUGGGAGUUGUAUAGUUUUUGUCGUCGCCUGUGAACUGACCUGCAGUACACUCAAGAUGGCAGAAGCUGAAGAUAUCCAGGUCAAGGAGCUUGACAAGCGAGCUUCUGGCCAGGCCUUCGAGGUCAUCCUGGCGGCUCCUGCCCCUGAUGCCAAGAGUGAGUUCCCCCUGUCUCCUCCCAAAAAGAAGGAUGUCUCACUGGAGGAGAUUCAGAGGAAGCUGGAUGCUGCAGAGGAGAGGCGCAAGAACCAUGAAGCCGAGGUUCUGAAGCACUUAGCUGAGAAGCGUGAGCAUGAAAAGGAAGUGCAACAGAAAGCUAUGGAGGAGAACAACAACUUCAGCAAGAUGGCAGAGGAGAAGCUCAAUCAGAAGAUGGAAGCCAACAAAGAGAACCGCACAGCAAUCAUGGCAGCGAUGAAUGAGAAGUUCAAGGAGAAGGACAAGAAGUUGGAAGAGGUCCGGAAGAACAAGGAAACCAAAGACCCCAACUCGGAAGAAGGCGCUUCGGAAGACUGAAGGUUGCAACCGGGGGAUUGUAUAGGGUUUUUUACGUAUCCAAAGAUUGAUUUAUUUUUUGUUCAGCCAGUAUUUUUGUUGUGUUCACUACCCACAUUUUUGAAAUACAAGUUCCACUUUGUGAAUUUUUCAAUUCUCCCGCUAUAAGUGUACUUGCGCUGGUUUUACAUGUGGAUUGUUUCCACCCUUGUUGAGUCUAAUCCAUCCGAUAUGUAGCUUGUCUGUGCAGCUUUUGCCCUUUUUUUGAAAAUGAGCAGCGUGUACUUAUCCUUUUUGAGGAAGCAUGUUUCUAUGCAUAGGUCUUUUAUUCCUACCUAUUUCAUAGUGCGUUUUGAAAUGUUCUGUGAACCACACUUGUUCUCGGCACUUCACCGUAUACUUAAAGAAAAUUAAAAAAAAAAAAAAAAUAAUAAAGUAGCACAAAGUUUGAUCAAGGCGUCGGCUGUUAUACAUGCAGUUGUUUAGUGCAGCUUUGCUACUCAGAUUCUGUUAGUUUGCGCCUGCAGGUCAUGUUCUGUGCCGCUGCUGAUUCUUUGCUUUUGUAAAAAUAUGGGGUUGUCUUCAAAGCACAUGACUUCUUGCUGUAUAGCUGUGAAUUAACAUGCCAGACUUGGAAAUGGAUUCCAUCUUGGAACAUCACUGAACCGGGGUCUACACAUGGAAUGCAGAAGAGCAAUACACUUUGGCAUCUCAAUAGAUACAGUGGCUAGUUGACUUGAACUGUUGUACUAAAAACAAAUAAAAAAAAUCUAAACACA
Messenger RNA from Mugil cephalus (flathead mullet), 1356 nucleotides. RefSeq names its product stathmin 1a (gene stmn1a). The coding region runs from base 140 to 598 and encodes 152 amino acids. Gene Ontology annotation, biological process: neuron projection development; microtubule depolymerization; regulation of microtubule polymerization or depolymerization. Gene Ontology annotation, cellular component: neuron projection; cytoplasm. Gene Ontology annotation, molecular function: tubulin binding. The record is from RefSeq and is a predicted model, not a curated record. The transcript has 5 exons. Lineage: Eukaryota; Metazoa; Chordata; Actinopteri; Mugiliformes; Mugilidae.